This is a messenger RNA of Seminavis robusta, 1026 nucleotides long. The record is from the annotation of a GenBank genome assembly. NCBI's taxonomy places the organism in Eukaryota, Bacillariophyta, Bacillariophyceae, Naviculales, Naviculaceae.
AUGGUGGACGCUGAUCCGAAAGCACAUACCACUACUGCUACAAGCUAUUCCUCCAUUUUGGCCCAAAAAUUGCUUCUGGAGUUGCUACCCGAAAGCCAUCAAGUACAUGCUUUGCUAUCAUAUGCCAUCAGUGACGCAUCCAGUAAUUCUUCGCACAGUCCACCACAAGACGAUGUCACCCUGAUUUGGAAUCUCGUCCAACAAAGUGUAGAUUGUUCCAAUCAUCAAGCUCUGGCUGUUCUAGAGAAAGCACUGCUCUGGAGUCCACAGGGUUGCAACGCAUUGGUGGAAGCUGCGGGUUGGAAAAUCUUCCAGGAAGAAGAGCCAGAUGAAAAUAUGGACAACAACAACGUUUUGGCAAAAACAGGAUCCACCAUUCGGUUCGCAUCCCACAACAAUCGGCAACAGGCACGUCUACAGGCCAUUGCACUCCAACUCAAACAACCGCUAGGUUUGAUGUCCUCUAGUGCAAGAGGCCCACGGCAACACCACAAGUCAUUCAGCCCCAAGCAACAGCUGUUGGCUUGUCAACUGGUGACAAAGCUCUCCGAAUCCAUUGCUUCCAACGACAACAAGGUGUCUCUGGGAAUCCUGGCCCGGCUUUUGGCCCACUGUGAUGGACAAACCCAUCAACCAUCUGUAGCCGUUCUAGAGCCUGCCAUGACCGGCAUUGUGGCCCGUUUGCAAGCUCAUCGUCCAAUGACGGACCAAGUACGUGGCUACGAUCCAUUGCCUCGACUGAUACCUGCCAUCGACGAGCGGGAUCUCUCUCUUUUUCCGCCAGACUGGCAGAGAGAUCAAAAUUAUCUUCAUUUUUCUCUUCCAAUUGUCGUCUUAGGUCCGCAAUCAGGGCUUGCUGCUGCUGAUCCAACUGUGGCUGUUGUGGUGGUGGUGGUUGUGGUGGAGGGGCAUGCUGGGGUUGCGGAGGCUGCUGCCGCUGCUGCUGUGAUGCCUGUGAUGCUUGUGGAUGGUAUAUGGAUGCUGGCUGCAACCGAGAUCCUCCAUUGUUGGUGCUGUUGUUGUUAG